Theobroma cacao (cacao) is the source of this 3189-nucleotide messenger RNA. RefSeq names its product CRS1 / YhbY (CRM) domain-containing protein. NCBI's taxonomy places the organism in Eukaryota, Viridiplantae, Streptophyta, Magnoliopsida, Malvales, Malvaceae. Gene Ontology annotation, molecular function: mRNA binding. The record is from RefSeq and is a predicted model, not a curated record. Gene Ontology annotation, biological process: RNA splicing, via transesterification reactions.
AAAAGAAAAAGAAAAUCUUAUCUCCCCCUGCAACUGAAAACGGCUUGCUUCCAAGUUUUUCAAUGCUUCCACACUCUGCAACCAAAACAAUGGCGAAGAUUCCUCAAUGACGAAACCAACCUUAAAAUUCAAAUAAAAAGAAUGGCCUUCGCGACGACUAAAUUUACGGAAAUGCCACUCAGAACCUCACUCCCUUUCGCCUCUUACUCUUACUCCUACUCUUCUUCUUCCCUUAACCUUUUCUUCUCAGCCCCAAAACCGUCAUUUCGCUUCUUCAGACCUUUCUCUUCUCUCCGAACUGGAAAUAGUCCUAGCUCCAAGUUCAACCGCUAUUCUUACCCGUGGGACCAGGAAGCCUCCGUGCCUCCUAACUCCUCCGCCUCCUCCUCUUCGCUCCAAGCCUGGUCCUCUCCUUCCCAGAAAGUCAUUCAAUCGGACGGUGAUGAUAAGACGGAUGUCGAAACUCGAUAUUUCGAUAGAGAUAAAAGCCAAAGUGCGAUAGAAAGAAUCGUUCUGAGGUUGCGAAACUUAGGUUUAGGAUCAGACGAUGAAGACGAAGGAGAAGAUGAAACGGACCAAUAUAAUUCAACGCCGGUGACGGGAGAAGAGAGGUUAGGUGAUUUGUUGAAAAGAGAGUGGGUACGCCCUGAUACGAUGCUGAUAGAGAGAGAAAAGGAGGAGGCUGUGCUGCCGUGGGAGCGAGACGAGGCGGAGGUGGAGGUGGUGAAGGAGGGGGUUUUAGGAGUGAAGAAGAGGAGAGUAAGGGCACCGACAUUGGCGGAGCUGACGAUUGAGGAUGAGGAGCUGAGGAGGUUGAGGAGGAUGGGGAUGUAUUUAAGGGAAAGAAUCAAUGUGCCGAAGGCGGGGAUUACGCAGGCGGUUUUGGAGAAGAUUCAUGAUAAAUGGAGGAAGGAGGAGUUAGUUAGGCUUAAGUUUCAUGAGGUUCUGGCCACAGAUAUGAAGACUGCCCAUGAGAUUGUUGAGCGUCGUACAGGAGGAUUAGUCUUGUGGAGAUCUGGAAGUGUUAUGGUAGUCUACCGUGGAAGUAACUAUGAAGGUCCUUCUAGAUCCCAAUCUAUUGAUAGAGAAGGAGAAGCUCUUUUUAUCCCAGAUGUUUCUUUUGCUAGCAAUGCAGUAAGGGGAAGCGAAACUGGCACAACUUCAACUCCAGAAAAGUGUGAACCAGUUGUGGUGAAGCCUGAACGUAGUGAGAGCAUGACUGAAGAAGAAGCUGAGUAUAACAGCCUAUUAGAUGGUGUAGGACCUCGGUUUGUUGAGUGGUGGGGUACAGGAGUUCUUCCAGUUGAUGCUGAUUUACUUCCUCAAAAGAUUCCUGGUUAUAAGACACCUUUCAGGCUUCUUCCUGCUGGAAUGAGACCACGGCUUACCAAUGCAGAGAUGACAAAUUUACGGAAACUUGCUAAAUCACUUCCUUGUCAUUUUGCCCUGGGGAGGAAUAGGAACCACCAGGGAUUGGCAGCUGCAAUAAUUAAACUUUGGGAGAAAAGCCUUGUUGUGAAGAUUGCUGUAAAACGAGGUAUUCAGAAUACAAAUAACAAGCUUAUGGCUGAGGAGCUGAAGAACUUAACUGGAGGUGUGUUGCUGCUCAGAAAUAAGUAUUUCAUUGUCAUAUACCGUGGAAAAGAUUUCCUUCCAACAAGUGUUGCUGCUGCUCUGGCAGAAAGACAGGAGUUGACAAAACAGAUUCAAGAUGUUGAGGAGAAAGUGAGGAUCAGAGCGGUUGAGCCAGCUCAAUCAGGCGAAGAUAAAGGAGAGGCACCUGCAGGUACUUUGGCUGAGUUUUAUGAAGCUCAAGCCUGCUGGGGUAGAGAAAUAUCUGCAGAAGAACGUGAAAAGAUGAUUGAAGAAGCUUCCAAAGCUAAGCAUGCUAGACUUGUAAAACGUGUCGAACAUAAACUGGCUGUUGCCCAAGCCAAAAAGCUUAGAGCAGAGAGACUAUUAGCUAAAAUAGAAUCCUCCAUGAUCCCUGCUGCUCCUGAUUAUGACCAAGAAACAAUCACUGAUGAGGAGCGGGUUAUGUUUCGCAGAGUUGGUUUAAGAAUGAAACCAUACUUACCUCUUGGUAUUCGUGGUGUUUUUGAUGGUGUUAUCGAGAAUAUGCAUUUGCAUUGGAAGCACAGAGAACUUGUGAAGCUAAUAAGCAAACAAAAGACCCUUGCAUUUGUUGAAGAUACAGCAAGGUUAUUGGAGUUUGAGAGUGGUGGGAUACUGGUGGCAAUUGAAAGGGUCCCCAAAGGAUAUGCUCUUAUUUACUAUCGUGGAAAGAAUUACCAUCGGCCCAUUAGCCUGAGGCCAAGAAACCUUCUAACAAAGGCAAAGGCAUUGAAGCGCUCAGUGGCAAUGCAACGCCAUGAGGCUCUGAGUCAGCAUAUUUCUGAACUAGAGAGAACCAUAGAGGAAAUGAAAAAGGAAAUCGGUGCCUCUCAAGAUGUUGAGGAUGAGGAUAGCCAGGUCUCAGGCGAGCAUGGCCAGUUUGAUCCUGUCUCAGAACUCACCCAAAGUGAGGAUGAAGCUUCAUAUAUGGCAUCUGAUGGUGAUGAUGAAUAUGAUGAUGAGUUUGACGACGAUGAAGAGGAUAGUGAGUUUGAUGAUGAUGAAGAUGAGGAUAUCAACAUUGACUUGGAAGCUGGUGAAGAUUCUUUACAAUCAAACUCUGAAAAAAUCAAUUCACGCAGACGUUUUUGAUCGAGUCUCUGAAAAUUUUGAAGUGAAAAGAUGGUUUUUUGGUUCUCCAUAGCCCUUUGAGGUUGAAUAUUGGGAUGGCUUGGGCUGGAAUGUAUAUCAUGGAUGAUUCUUCUUCCCAAGUUGCUCUGCUUGUCAAAUGGGGCGGAAGGGCUUACAUGACUGGCAAUAAUGCUUCAACUGCCAUGAAAUGGCUUUUGUCUUGUAUAGAACCAGCCUCAUUUUCUGCAAUGAUCUGUUCAUUUAACCCCAUCAAGAAUGAUGCUAAUUUUUGAAAAUCCGAAACUUGUUGGUAACACAGCUUCAAGUUCCGCCUGGGCAGUUUUUCCCACUCGAAACUUUAUCAGUCCAUAUUCAAUAAAUGUAUUUCAUUUUCAAUUUGGGGGAAUAUAAUUCCUCCCACUGUAAAAGCACAUUGAUAUAUUGUAACUACUGUAUAUUUUGGUGUUAAUACAAUGAAAUUCCAUCGUUGGUGCUGUCUAUUUA